AUGAUGUCACGACAGCCCUAUGCCCCGACUCCCCAUAGCUAUGUGCCAAAUACCACACUAUCUGCCACAAUCAACCUCGACGAGGAAGUAAAACUAGCAGAGAACCGCGCCGAGCGAGACCUCCACGACUCCCUCGCCGAAAUCUUUAGCAUCCUGGUGACCCUCGACGAGCUUGAAAAGGCCUUUCUCAAAGAUGCCAUUCCCGAGGGCGAGUACGCCGAGAUAUGCGACCGGUCGCUGAAGCAGUAUAAAUCGAUUCUGGCCGACGAUACCGUAAGCAAGGCAUUUGUGAGCCUAGAGGACUUUAAAGCCAAGUGGGAUCUCGAGGCUUCUUCUACGGCUGCGGCCGCACCAGCACCAGGCGUGGGAGCGGCCAACGGCGUACUGAUCGCCGAGGCGACGCAGGAGUUUAUUACUUUCCUGGACGCCGUCAAGUUGGGCUUGCUCUCCAAGGACCAGCUCCACCCGCUCCUGUCGGACGUGAUACAGUCGGUCAACCGGGUGACCGACAAGGACUUUGAAAACAGGGGCAAGAUUGUGCAGUGGCUCAUCACCCUGAACCAGAUGAAGGCGACGGAUGAACUGAGCGAGGACCAAGCGAGGGAGCUCGAGCUCGAUAUCCAGCAGGCCUAUGGGGGUUUCAAGAGGACGUUGUCGUGA
Molecule: messenger RNA, 660 nt
Organism: Parascedosporium putredinis
Lineage: Eukaryota; Fungi; Ascomycota; Sordariomycetes; Microascales; Microascaceae
Source: the annotation of a GenBank genome assembly